Candidozyma auris is the source of this 2112-nucleotide messenger RNA. It is a transcript of the gene CDC45, whose product is annotated as DNA replication initiation factor CDC45. The transcript has a single exon. Gene Ontology annotation, molecular function: single-stranded DNA binding; DNA replication origin binding; chromatin binding. Bases 1 to 2112 code for a protein of 703 amino acids. NCBI's taxonomy places the organism in Eukaryota, Fungi, Ascomycota, Pichiomycetes, Serinales, Metschnikowiaceae. Gene Ontology annotation, biological process: double-strand break repair via break-induced replication; DNA replication initiation; mitotic DNA replication preinitiation complex assembly. Gene Ontology annotation, cellular component: DNA replication preinitiation complex. The record is from RefSeq and is a predicted model, not a curated record.
AUGUAUAUAAACCCUUCCGAGUAUGGCCAGGUGUUUUCAGAAAUCAAACGAACCUCCCUGUCCCAUUCAACGUGCAAACUCAUCUUGUUUGUUUCUUGUCUCAACAUAGACAGCAUAUGUACGGCGAAGAUACUCAGUAUAGUGCUCAAGAAGAACCUUAUUCAGUAUCAGUUGAUCCCCGUCGCUGGGUAUGCCGAUCUUAAAGGUCACUAUCAAAAGCUAGAUUCUGAAGUGACCAAUGUUGUGCUCAUUGGAUGUGGUGCAAUGAUUGACAUUGAGUCUUUUUUUGAGAUAGAUCCAAACGACUAUGUGAUCGAGAGCGAAACACUGCCGACGAUAAACUCGGAAGAUCUCGAUUUCAAGGACCAAGGGCCUUCAUUCAGCAGAAAAAUCUACGUCUUGGACGGGAAUAGGCCAUGGAAUUUGGACAACAUCUUCGGGUCUCAGAUGGUCGUCUGCUUCGACGACGGGUACAUCGAUGAAAACUUGCAGAAGGAACGUGAGAGUUUCAAGGUUCUAGUAGACGCCUCAGAUCAUGAGACAAGUGACGAGUCUAGUGGGGAGGACUCCGAUGAACACGAGGUGAUUGAAGAUGAAGAGAGCGAUGAAGGCGCGUUUCAGGAAGAUUCAGAUGGGUCUGGAGAGAGUAGAAAACGUCGUCGAGAAGAAGGAGAGAUGAAGCGGUUACGAAAGCAGCGAAGGAAAGAGCUCAGUACCAGUGAGAAUAUCAUUGAGUCUUACUACAACCAAGGAACGGCCAUUCUCACCGCCACCACUGCUUUAAUUUAUGCAUUGCUUUCUACCAUUGGUGAGACGAGCAUGGAAAAUCUCUGGCUCUCCAUCAUCGGCGCUUCUUCUCUAGAUAGACUUCACCCAGAGGUCUACGAUAAGAUUCAGCCUCUUUUUCAAGAGGAAGUACAUCGUUUGACGCCUACGAACGUUAGCACUGAGCGCACGGCUGAUUCAACUGCUUUGACAAUUGAUAAGGACUACCACUUGUUCUUAUUGCGCCAUUGGACCCUUUACGACUCCUUCUUUUACUCAUCGAUGGUGAACUCAAAACUCAAUCUCUGGACUGAUGAUGGAAGAAAAAAGCUACACAAACUCUUUGCGAAAAUGGGCAUCUCCCUUUCGGUAGCUCAACAGAAAUGGCUUUAUAUGGAUAUCACAGUGAAAAAAAACUUGCCCGUCAUCUUCAACAAGUACCUCCCUCUUUAUGGACUCGAAGGAAUUGUCAGGGAAGGCUUCAUCCGAACCUUUGGAUUUGUCGGACAGCUAUCUGCAAUGGAGUGUGUUGAUGCACUUGCGGCUUUAUUAGAGAGCGAUGAUCGUUUUGGAGGUAAUGGAAAAGAUCACAACAAAGAUGAAGAUAUCAACGAGAGAAUAGAGGAAAAAGAGAAGCUUUGGGUCAAUAACUUCUGGCUGUCGUGGGAUGCGCUCAACAUGAAUAGCCACAGCGCCUCUUCCCGUGUUGUUUCCUCAAACACUAACAGCUUGACGAAUGCCCUCAACAUCAAGAAGUUGAAGGGCUAUGACUUAUUGAUGCGUGGUCUAGAAAAAGCAAAAGAAGUUCAGCAAAUUAUCUUCCGAACAGGUAUGUCAGUCUUAGAGAGAAAGCUCAUGAAAAACUUGCGGCUUUAUCGACUCUGUGUGCUCAAUGACGGAUCUAUCCCCGAUUUAGCCAUGUUCAAUAACCCACUUAUACUUACGAAAUUGGGAAAUUGGCUUCUUGAGAAUAUAAACGAAAUUGAGUUUCUGAUGCUUGCCACAAAAGGCGAUAAAUCAUUUGCCAAUGCUCUUAAGCCUUUAGUGCUUGCAAGUUUGGAUCCUGCGUCUGAUACAUAUCUUGUGAUUGGGCUCGCUCCCAAAUAUCCCAGAGGACUCGACAACUCAGCAAGAGCUAAGAUUGCUCAAAACACAAAAGAUAAACCAUACCAGCACGACUUUACUUUCAUGACUCGCUUAAAUACCUUCAGCGUUGCUUUCCAACGUGUGGCAGCCUCAUCCGACGCCAAAGUGAGAAUCAACAGCUUUGAAUCUUCAAUUAUUGAGAUCCGUAAAGACGAUCUUCUGCCUUUCCUUGAAAAACUAACAUUGAGUGGAUUGAUUUGA